Messenger RNA from Erythranthe guttata (spotted monkey flower), 631 nucleotides. The record is from RefSeq and is a predicted model, not a curated record. NCBI's taxonomy places the organism in Eukaryota, Viridiplantae, Streptophyta, Magnoliopsida, Lamiales, Phrymaceae.
AUUUAUUAAUUUAUUAAUGUCGGUGGAGUUGAUGAUGAAUAACAGCGCGCGCCGCCGGCGAGAGAUGUGCCGGAGAUUAUCACUCCAAAGGCUGUUAAGGAGACACGUGUCAGUUUUUUAGAUAUGUUCGUUGACCAUGCUUUUCAGUUCGUUGACCAGCCUUAUCUCCCUUCUCAGAAAAACUUCGCCCCAGUUGAUGAGAUCGGAGAAGCAGUGGGAGUUAGCACAAUUGAAGGCUGCAUUCCUGAUGAAUUUCCACAGGGUGUCUUCGUUAGAAAUGGGGCAAACCCGAUUCACGGAGCGCUAAAAUCGGCAAUAUCGAAAUUUGGAAAAUCGAGCCACGUGUGGGUAGAAGGAGAAGGAAUGCUCCAUGCUGGCUACUUGAACAAAAAUAAAUAUGUCGUAUAAAAUCGAUAAACAAAGGGACAAACCUGCAUUUAUCCCGGCCGCUGUGGAAGGGACCUCCGAUCCGGUGGUGUUUUAUCGGGUUUCAUUUUCAACAUGGUAUGUUUUAAGAAAUGCUGCGCUUGCAUGGAUCUUAUAUGUACGAGCAGCGCGCUAGGAAGUCGUGAGGUUAUUAUUAUAUUAUAUGCAUUUUUCUUGAUUUAGUACGUAUUCACUCAUCUUAAAU